Pediculus humanus corporis (human body louse) is the source of this 3732-nucleotide messenger RNA. RefSeq lists its product as uncharacterized. The record is from RefSeq and is a predicted model, not a curated record. Gene Ontology annotation, biological process: mitotic DNA replication checkpoint signaling; DNA replication initiation; mitotic G2 DNA damage checkpoint signaling. The transcript has 4 exons. Lineage: Eukaryota; Metazoa; Arthropoda; Insecta; Psocodea; Pediculidae. Bases 1 to 3732 code for a protein of 1243 amino acids.
AUGACUCAAGUAGAUGCUUUGAUUAUACAUUUUGUACUUCCCAACACCCUUGCUUCUCAGGAACAAUGUUCAGAUGAUAUAAAACUUGCUUCUGAGCUCGUUAUUAAAUUGGGUGGAAAAAUAGAAUGGAAAAGACCAUCAGAUUUUGAUACUUAUAAACCACAAAAAAAAGAUGUAUUUGUAUUUGAUAAAUUUGAAGGACCUGUUUUUGAAAAACUUAAAUCUAAUUCAUCUAAACAUGUAUUAAUAGGAGUAAAAUAUCUACUUACUUGUCUCUCAAAGGAUAAAACUAUACCUCCAAGCCCUUAUCCACUUUUUUCUGAAGCAAUGAGAAAUCUUAUUGUGACCAGUAGUGGAUUUGAUUUAGCGACCAAAAAGGUAAUCGAACAAAAAGUUCAAUAUAUGGGAGGGCAUUAUGACAAUGCUUUGAGAAGUAUUGUCACUCAUUUAGUCGCUAAAAAUAAUUUAUCGAAUAAAGCCAUACAUUCUUAUAAAAAUAAUAUAAAAAUCAUGAAAAUAUCUUGGAUAGAAGAUGUUUGGGAACAUAAUUUAGUAAACGAUGUUAAUGGCGAUGAUGAAAUUUUUCAACAUCACAUUUCGCCACUGUUUUUUAAUUUAAAAAUAACCACAUCUGGAAUUAGUAAAAAAGAAAAAGAUACCUUAAAAUCACACAUAGAAAAUAAUGGAGGACAGUUUAUGGGAGCUUUAGAUGUGAAUCAAACUAAUAUUCUUAUAGUUACAAAACCGGAAGGAGAAAAAUUUAGAGUUGCAAAAAAUAAGAAUCUUACUUGUGUCACUCCAAAAUGGGUUCAUGAUUGUGUCGCAGCUUCUGCAAUUUUGCCCUUUACUCCUUACACGAUCGAAUACAGCAGUAGCCCGAAAUCGUCAACACCAAAUGGGAAAAACUCCAAUGCCAAUAUGUCUGCCAACUUUACUGCUAACUUUUCCAUCAUUAAAAAACCAUCGUUUGAUUGUAGCAAAGCGAUGAAUAAUUUGGAUGAAACUUUAUCUACUCUCAAUAGUAAAACCAGUUUUCAAACUCCUAAAAAUUCAAAACAAAUAGAAAAUAAUAAAACAUUAAGUAGAUCAGAUAAAAAUUCAAAACAUUCUCACUCGACUACAAUCAAUAACAUUUUGUUGAAAAAUUUAAAAGAUGCUGGACAAUUUUUGGAUGGUUUAAAUAUUUUUAUAUAUGGAUUUCAAGCGGAAGAAAGUGAGAAAUUGAAGAAAAUUUUAAAUAAAGGUGGAGCGACUAGAUUUAAUGAAAUGUCUGAAUCUGUAACUCAUGUCAUAGCAGCCAGUGAAAACGAUGGUAACUUGGAAAAAUUUGCAAAAUAUGGGGCUUACAUACUUUCAAUUGGUUGGCUUGUCGAAUGUAUAAAAUUGAAAGGUAAAGCAAAUGAAAGUAAAUUUUUAUUGAUAAACAAUUCUACUAAUUCAUCAGAACCCCCAUCUCCCAUGAGCAAAAGAGGAGCACAACUUUUAUCACAAAAUGAAGUAAUCAGAAGAGAUUUCGAUUCUGUAUGUGAUCAAUUGGAAAAAAUUUCACAUUUUGAUGAAUUGUUAAAUAGGUAUAAUUCAUCUCAACCUGGAAUGCCUUUGGAUAAACCAAAAGAAACAAACGGGGAUUACGGCGGUGCAAACAUAGUCUCAAAUAAUUUUAAUAAUUUUAAUAAUCAAGAUGAGUCUAGCACCAGGUCAUCAGAAUUGAGCUCCGAUGAAUUUUUUGCUGGACUUUCUUUUUUUUUAUCAGGAGACCUAUCAGAGGAAGAAGUCAAAUAUUUGGAAGACUUAAUUGUUGAAAGGAAAGGUCGAAUAGUAAAAAAACGAGAUUUUGGAGUUCCAGAUUAUGCAGUUGUGCCCGUUAUUGGAGCCCUUCUGACCGGAGUAACAGCCAAGGAAGUUGUAAAUGUAUAUUUUAUCAAAGACUGUUGUGUCGAAGGAUGCGUUCUAACUCCUCGUUACUAUCAUCAACCGAUUGCUUGCGUAAGAAAUGUGACACCUUUAAAAAAUUGUAUUAUAUCCGUGAGUAACUACGUUCAAGGUGAAAGAGAAUUUAUGGAAUUGAUGAUAGAAGCAUUAGGAGGUAUAGCUCAAUCUUUAUUGGCCAGAAAACCUAAGCAGGGAGCAUUGAAAUCGACUCAUUUGGUAUGUGCCGAACCCCACGGUCAAAAAUACGAAGGAGCUUUACGUUGGGGUCUUCCCGUAGUUCAUCACGAUUGGCUUUUGAAAUGUGCAGCUCUCGGUGUUCGAGUAUCUGAAAAACCUUAUUUGGUCGGGAAUUGUAAAUUUUCACCCGAACAAAAAAACACAUCCGUCACUUCACAAACCUCUAAACUUUUAUCUAACGAAGUGCCCUGUCCCGCAGCUUUGCCGUCUAAUAAAUCCACCGAAUCUAGAACUGUUGACAAAUUACCUUCGCAACGUCCGGAACCUGUGACAGAAACAAGUUCGGGUUCUCAUCAAAUAACACCGGUUCAUAGCGCGUUAGCAAGAGUCAAAGCCACGGAAACUCCUAAAAGCGGUAACAGUCCAGAUCCUAACAAAACAAUAACUCCCACCUCACCCUACGGUGCGUUCUACGGAAAGGGUAGUCCUACGCCAGGAACAAGAAAACGCAUUUGGAAGUGGAUGAAUCAAGGGGUUGAAUUUCCCUUGGAUACUCCGACCAGAACAGUAGAAAUCGAAGAACCGUCGACGCCAAUGUCCGAAUUAAUAUCGAGACAUUUGGAAAUGCUCAAGAGAAAACCGGAAGACCUUCCUCCGGACUCACCCAGCGAAAUCCCAUUCAAACGUUUAAAUUUAGAUUUAUCCGAAAGUGAUAGUCCGAACAAAGAAGUUGUUGUUCACACAGGUUUAAAAAUGAUGAAACAAAUCGAAGAAAAUUACACGAAACACGACCUUAAAUCUCCCAUAUCGAUAAAGAAGACAGGAGAAUCCGAGGGUCAUCAAAUGGUGAUAGUUAGCGAAUCCCAGGCUCACACCGAAGUAGGUUGGGACGAUCCAUUAGAGAAAAUAAGUUUAGGCACGGUGGUAAAUUUAGACCGGGACAAUGGAAAGGAUAAAAAGCCGAAAGUUUUUAUGAUUUCUUGCAUAUCGAAACAAUUGGAAGAAAUCAAAAGUUUAAUAGAAAAAUCCGGAGGCGUGGUAUCGGGUUAUCCUUAUUUCGAUAACAAAGCCACGCAUUUGAUCGCUGGAAAUUUAACAAGAGCGGAAAAACUCAUGGGAAGCAUCGCAGCCGGAUUAUGGGUUUUGCAUCCCUCCUACAUCGAAGCAUUGAAAUCCAUUAAAAACGUGUACGAAAUAUCAGAGGAAGACUACGAAUGGGGAAGUCCGAAACAAAGAUUUCGUUUGAAUUUGUUAUCGACGAACGCCGCAGAUUUCGCAAUAUGUUCUUACUCGUGGAGAAUCGGACUCAAAGAUGGGGAAUCCCCUCCUUUUGAAAAUCAAAAAGUUGUCUUGCACGUAUCACAUUCGAAAUACGAUUCUUUUAAAAGACUGAUCGAAGCCGGAUGCGGUAUCGUCGUCAAAGGUCAACCUCCAAAUUAUUCCGGUGUCGAUGCCAAUCUUUGCUUGUACGAAGCUCACGGCAGCACUCAACCCAUUAAUUUUUCGUACCUGGCAAAAAAAAAAAUACCAUGCGUUUCAAUUUUAUACAUUAGUGAUACAUUGCUUAGAGAUAAAAACGCGUUGAAUAAAAAUUUGAUACCGGAAUAUUUGCAGCGCGAAUAG